This is a messenger RNA of Actinia tenebrosa (Australian red waratah sea anemone), 425 nucleotides long. RefSeq lists its product as uncharacterized. The record is from RefSeq and is a predicted model, not a curated record. NCBI's taxonomy places the organism in Eukaryota, Metazoa, Cnidaria, Anthozoa, Actiniaria, Actiniidae.
GAUAUAAUCCUCUACACGGGAUCAACAAUGGUUUGGGUUAUUACUGCUUUUCGAACCUAAGCAAAACAUUGACGAUUGUGAUAAUGGUUUUUAUAGGUAAAUGGGAGUCACCGCGAAGACACCGUACCUCCGAAUGCUGCUUUUUUGCACUAGAGCCUACAGGUGCAGUUCCUUCUACAUCUAAUAUGACUCCCAUUGUGACCACGACUUCAACUAGUAGUUCUACCUCACUUCAGUCGGCYAGAACACAAGUGGAUUCCGCCAUGGAACCAAAUGAAACAAAGAUUAAAGCUCGAGGGAUGAUUCUUCAACAGCUUGUGGAGUUGAAGAACCUUAAAGAUGCCAAUGUACUUAGCAAUGAUGAGUUUGAGGAACAGAAGAAGAAGAUGUUAGAAGAUCUUAAGAAACUUUAAUUAUUAUUUGAC